AUGCCAAACUUCCAAAUCAUCCACUUCAUUCCCCCAUCUCGCGAGGCAAUCAUCCUCAACAGCCCUGUGCGUAGCAUCAUCGCAGUACCUCACACCCAGAAUGCCGGCACCAACCACUGGUGUCUCUAUCUCGCAACAUCUGACACAACCUCCGUGAUCCAUGGCUAUUUCAGAGCUGCCCCAUAUCUAUGUGCACCGGACGCUCAGGCCCAGUUCAAGCUCCAUGUUCCUCCGAACCUGAAGGUCAAGGACGUCUAUAAUCUCCUCAUGCAAAAUGACCGCCACAAAUACGAAUUCGACUCUGCAGGUGUCGGAUGCAGGUAUUGGGUUACGGACCAGCUUGGUCUGCUUCAGCAUCAGGGGUUACUUGUCGAUCCGGAGGAAGUAACGGCUGCGAAGAAUGGAAUCGUACUCUUGUGGCCAGACCAGACACCUCUGCCGCUUGAUCAGGGGGCUUAUUAUCAGUGA
Aspergillus tubingensis is the source of this 468-nucleotide messenger RNA. RefSeq lists its product as uncharacterized. Bases 1 to 468 code for a protein of 155 amino acids. The transcript is spliced from 2 exons. The record is from RefSeq and is a predicted model, not a curated record. Lineage: Eukaryota; Fungi; Ascomycota; Eurotiomycetes; Eurotiales; Aspergillaceae.